AUGACCGAACGAAGCCGCGACAAGGCAGACCCCACACCGCGAAAACGAGCGCUCGUCAGCUGCGACCGAUGCAAACUCCGAAGAGCACGAUGUAUUCGCGACAACCCAGACGAGCCAUGUGCAGACUGCAGGACGAAUGCGGUGGUGUGCGAGUCGAAACUUCCACGGAAGCAACGCGUUUAUGGGAGUGUUGAGACCCUGAGUCUACGAUACAGAGCUCUUGAAUCGCUAGUGAAAGGGCUCUUUCCUCAAGAAAACGUUCAAGAUGUGAGCGUACUGUUCAAACUGGCAGCAGAUAGGAGUAUUCCCAUGCCAGCAAACGAUGACUUCAGACCCGCCGACAUCUUCCACAAUCCAACCCAACAGCGGCCAUCGCAAAUACCACAACAGCAUUUGCCAACACCGCACACAGGGCAUCUCACACUCUCGCCCCAGACAGCAAAGUCGUCACAGUCUGCUGGUCCCACAUCUUCCUUAUCCUCAACGAAAGACAGCCAGCACAACCCCUUCUCUGAGGUGCAACAAGCGAAGCACAACAAUGAGGAGCUGAUCCCAACAAGAUCUGGAGUGCCACACUACUUUGGGCCUUCCAGCAGCUUCCGCCUUGCCACAACGAUCAGAGGGCUAGUGGCACGCUGCAAGGCCACUGGUGGAGACUUCCCAACAGUCCGAGCAUCCGGCUUUUCCAAUUCCAAUCUAGCAAGAAGAGCAUCGCAGGCAUCUUAUCAGCGGACUAGUACGAAUCCGUCAGACGAGGAGUAUACGGUUGGAGGAUCUGAGGGCAGAUAUUCUCCAUCCCAGCACCGCAAGGGGCUCAAACGAUCGAGAACGCAGAUGGAAGGAACGAAUGACUCGUGGGAACAUCCAAAUGAACCCAAUGUAGACACCAUUGGAGACCUUCUGCCUUCCAGGUCCCUGGCGGAUGCGCUCAUCUCGGCGUAUUUUGACCAUUUCCACGUCUACCUCCCUCUUUUUCACAGGAGCAUGUUCCAGUUCCGGUUGGAAGCGACGUAUUCGAGGAGAUCCGAGUUGUUGAAGGAUUGCUCGGACACGGGCUGGCUUAUCUGUCUGUGUCUGGUCUUCUCAUUUGGAUGCCAGCAACUUCAGGACCAUGAUCCCAAGCAGGCCCACAAGCUGCGGCUGAAGUACCUCAGCUUCGUCAAAACCUACUUUCGAUGCCUCCUCAUGGCAACGUCGAUUCUCAACGUACAGGCACUGGUAUUACUCAACGUCCAUCAUCAUACCAUUGGCCAGAAAAGCAGCUCGUGGCUGCUCAUCGGAAUGGCUGCCCGCAUGGCAAUCACCAUGGGUAUGCACCGAGAUGCUACGAACCUGGAGUUCGACCCAAUUGAGCGCAACACCCGCAGGCAGGUCUGGUGGUCCAUCUACAGUUUCGAGCGGAUACUGUGCAGUAUUCUCGGCCGGUCGACAGUCAUUGAUGACAGAGAAAUGUCGAUGAAGAUCCCAGAUGCACCCAUGCUCGAGCAGAAGAGCAUGUCUGCCGAGUUUAUGACUUACGCUUUCGAGAUCGUCCGCUUGUCGUAUACGAUACGGCAAAGAGCAUACUUCGACUACAAUACUGCGGAGGAGAGAACGCCGUCGCUGGCUAUGGCAGAGUCUCUUAUGCGUGAAUGCAGCCGCUUUUUUGCUACGAUCCCAGCAAGUCUGUCGUUAGACUACUUACCCACACUACCUCCUGAACAAAAGGCGAGGAUUCUUUUGCUGCACAUAUACUACUUCUAUACGCGAUGUAUUGUUUCGCGGGACUUCCUCAUCCAGAAAGUGGAGAGGAACAUCGCCUAUCUCGAGGGAAAGCCCCUGACUGAUUCAGAAGAUGUUUCAAGAAUGCUCUCGCUAAGCGAAGACUGCGUAGAGUCAGCUCAUCAGAGUAUACGACUCAUUAUGGAGGGCGCUCAUCUUGGAAUUCUUGGUCACUCAUGGCUGGACCUGUUCUUCGUCUUUCACUCAGUUAUGAUUGUGUGCGCCGACUUCCUCGCUCGUCCGAGAAACCAUCGGCACACGGCGAAAGAUGUUGAGCGCAAAGAAAUGGUGCGUAUCAUGCUGAACCACACUCGCGAAAUGAAACUGGCCGCCACAUACAAGAUUCUCGGCAAGAUCGCAAUGCAGUUUGCAAGUAUAACAGGCGUUGCUGAAGCAUACGGGAUAGAUCGCGAAUCUUCGGGGCAAACAGUGACAGGUCUUGAACACCAAGCAGCCCAGGGACUUGAUGAGGUAUCGCAAAGCAUGACUGAAAUCUCAGACAUCCAGGAAGACUGGUUCGCAAACGCAACCACAAAUUUAGGUCUGGAUUUUUCACACUUGAACGAGGGUCCAGACACGCUACCGCUGCAUGCAGACCCUUCGACAUACCCUGAGCUGUACGGUACGCAGCCAAAUGCGAGCGCGGUCGAUGAUUGGACAGCACGCACGUGGCAAGAGAUGCCUUCGCUUCCGUGA
Molecule: messenger RNA, 2457 nt
Organism: Ascochyta rabiei
Lineage: Eukaryota; Fungi; Ascomycota; Dothideomycetes; Pleosporales; Didymellaceae
Exons: 2
Coding region: 1-2457 (818 amino acids)
Biological process (GO): DNA-templated transcription; regulation of DNA-templated transcription
Molecular function (GO): DNA-binding transcription factor activity, RNA polymerase II-specific; zinc ion binding; DNA binding
Source: RefSeq, a predicted model, not a curated record